Messenger RNA from Symbiodinium necroappetens, 305 nucleotides. Lineage: Eukaryota; Dinophyceae; Suessiales; Symbiodiniaceae. The record is from the annotation of a GenBank genome assembly.
AUGCGGCAGCAGGCAUCACCGUGCCAUGCCAAAUGCAGAAAGGCAGUGAAGACAAUGGGCAUGAUCUAUGCAAGCGCUGUGAUCGUCUUCCUCUGUGUGGACGGCGUGCAGGCGUGGCUCGGGCCUGGGCCGAGUUUCAGGCCACAUGGGCUGCAACGCCAGGCAGCGGACGGAGGAUACCCAGACAUACCAGAGGAUGUCAGGGGGCCUGACGGCAUUCAGAGUGGUAUGCGAUCCAAGCUGAUUGAAGAGGCCAGGGCCAUGGGUGAUGAGGACACCCCAGUGUCUGCUGGCUUCGGCAACCC